AUCACCACAUCACGAAAGUGUCCUCUAUCACCACAUCACGACGUCUCCAGCACCUCUACAUCACGAAAGUCUCCACUAUCACCACAUCACGACGUCUCCAGCACCUCUACAUCACGAAAGUGUCCUCUAUCACCACAUCACGAAAGUGUCCUCUAUCACCACAUCACGAAAGUGUCCUCUAUCACCACAUCACGAAAGUGUCCUCUAUCACCACAUCACGAUGUCUCCAGCACCUCUACAUCACGAAAGUCUCCACUAUCACCACAUCACGACGUCUCCAGCACCUUUACGUUAAGAGUCUCCACUGCUACUAUAUCACAAAAUUUCUAACACAUCCACAUCAUGAAAAAGUCUAUCCAUUAAUCCUACAUAACAAAAAAGUGUCCACUGUCACUACAUCACGACAAAGUCUCCCAAGUCUACAUAAAAAAGUCUCUAUAACCCCUACAUCACAAAAAGGCAUCUUCACCAUUGAACAGACUAUUCAUCCUUGCUGGUGAACAGAGGCCUUUUGAAACAUUCAAGACUGUGCCUGCCAUCAGGAAGAGAGUUUGUGAUUUUCUGUAAUAGUAUCUUGGCUCUAGUUUGUCACUGAAUGCUGUGUCUGCUACCUUCGCCAUCAAGCAGCUUGCCAUCACCAUCAAGCAGGUUGCCAUCACUAUCUAGCAGGUUGCCAUCACCAUCAAGCAGGUUGCCAUCACUAUCUAGCAGGUUGCUAUCACCAUCUAGCAGGUUGCCAUCACUAUCUAGCAGGUUGCCAUCAUCAUCAAGCAGGCUGCCAUCACCACCAAGCAGAUUGUCAACAUCUCCCAAGGGAUUGUCCGAGCGGCCCACCAGGCUACUGAAAAAUACCAAUAAGUGUGUACUUCCAACAAUGGCAUUAACGCUACUUCCCAACAAUGCCAUGACAUUCACAGAGAACCAGCAUGGUACUGCUGUGUUGGAAAAAUUACGAAGUCAGCGCGAACUUGUACGGUGCUGUGACGUUAUCCUCCAUGUGGUGGGCAAGCAGUUCCAGGCUCAUCGUUGUGUACUGGCUGCUUGUUCCCCUUACUUUGAUUCCAUUUUUAAAGCCAGUAAAACUGUCAAGGAACAGCUAACCAUCAGCUCGCAGGAUCCAGAAGUGUUCCAUUGCCUCCUGGCAUAUAUGUACACAGGGACAGUUGUAGUUGACAAAACCAAUGUGGCAGAACUUUUGAGGCUGGCCAACAAGCUACUUAUUGCCAAAUUAAAGGAGCACUGUGCUGAAUAUCUUGAAAGAUACCUGGAUUCUACAAACUGUCUCACUGUACGUGACAUGGCAACAAAAUUUAACUUGGAAGCCUUGGAAAAAACUACUGGAACUUUUAUUCAAAGCCAUUUAUCAGAAAUAAUUGAGGGUGAAGAAGUUCUUGAUCUUUCCCACACCAGAUUAGAGGAUUUUUUACGGACGCCAAGUUGGCAGCUGCUUGAGGACCAGACUCUGCUGCUGGUGACUCGCUGGGUACACCAUUGCCCUAAAAGUCGUGAGCGAAACCUGCGUAGUCUCCUCACCUGGGUACAGUGGUCCCAUCUCAACCCACAGACAGCCGUUCGCCUCACUCAAACCCACCCGCUCUACACAAACCCCAGUUCAUUACUGGCAUUAUUCUUUCUCUUAGAUGCCCUUAACGAGCAUGCUCUGCUACCUGCAGACUUACAUGCAUCUUUCUCAAAAUUGAAAGCAAAAUUCUGUCAGUCAACUGACUCUGUUGUUGACAACGAAAGCUUCUUGAGUCUUGCAAUUUCUACAGCAAUUGAUGAACUUCAAGAGGACCCACUUGGCAGUGGAAGAAGUCAGGACUGUGUGCCAGCUAUUAGUGACUUUGCAAAUCACACUGCCCUAACUCCUCAUACCACGCAAGAUCUUCUCUUAGAUACCCAAGAUACAGCUAACUCAUCUGCCGUUCACUCUCACCAUAAAAUUAGUGACUUUCAUGUCAGUUCUAGAAGAGGAUGUGAUGACCAAGAUAAUGAACAGCAUAGCCAGUAUGAUAUGUGUCAUAUUGGGCAUAGCUCCCAAGAUGCGUGUCGUAUCGGGCAUAGCUCCCAAGAUGUAUGUCGUAUUGGACAUAAUUCUCAAGAUGUCCACAUUAACCAACCAAAUUUAGUUUUUUCUCAUCCACCCCCUGUUUCUAAUGUUCUUAGCUGCCAUGCUCACAUUUCUGACGAUUCUGUUGGAGACACAACCACAGCAGAUGACAAGUUUACAUGCAAUAGCCAAGGGCAUUUUGGGCAGUCUUUCAUGCGGAACACAACUGUCUGGCACCAAGAGCCUUACGGUGCCGAAGAGUCCCUUUCAUCCGAUUCAAGUCACAUGUACCAAAGACAAGUUUAUGAUCAAAACUUCAGUAUUAAAGUUCCUAGUUCAGAUUCAUACAAUUCAAGGGUUAAUCCUUCUAGUGGUUAUUCUAUGAGAGAAAGUCCUAUUAAGAACAAACAAAGUUUUGCAAGUGCUGUGUCUUAUUAUGUUAGCACAUACAAUCCGGAAGACGAUAUGACUGUCUCAGAUGACCAGAGUACGCAGUCAUUUCCCUAUGAUGAGAAUUUUAAUCCUGGAAUUAGUUUUUACCCUUGUAGACCAACUGAUGGUAAAGAUGCCCAACAUAUAAUUAUUGAGUCACAUCAUAAUCAAGAAAAUUAUGCCAAAUCAUAUUACCAUGAUGAAUCAACAAACACUGAGGACAUAAACCACAAUCAACGUGAUCUGUAUUACAAUGAUAACUCGACUGAUACUCAAAUGUCUAAUUGUCCACAAGACAUGACUGUUCAACACCAGUUCUCCCAGUGCUCGGACAUGAAACGCAGUUUGUCUCAAAAUCCAGACAUAUCUGCGGUGGAAGACGCAACAAAUAUUUCACUAAAUAAUGGUAUAUCAGAGAGACUUAUAGUUGAAGAGGCACAUUAUGAGCACUACCCUUUAAAAAAUAACACAGUAGAUAAAUUUCACAGAGAUAUGAGCAGGUUGGGGGAGAAUUCCAUGUUAGCUUUGGGAUCCAGAGAUAUAGUUAAACAAGAAUUGCUAUUAGAUGGAAAGAGAUUGACCUCCGAGUGUGGUUUAGAGACAAAGGGGGUUUUCACUCUUGUUGGAGUAGCUAUAGAUGAGAAUUGCGCUUACAAAGGAUGCCCUUCAGAGUCUGAGGAUGGAAAUCACAUGUACAAGGGAUGUGGCUCAGAUUUAAGAAGCAUAUUAACAGAAAAUAAAUUAUCAAUGGAAAAUCCAGAGAAUCUUCAAGAUAAUAUAUCCAAAGCUCCCUUGCCAGAAGGAUUACACCCCCCUGUGGUUCCAGCUAUAGAUAACACACCACGACAGGUCAAGUUUAAAAUCAACCGCAGCAUUAAUCCCUGCACAGAGCAACUGUCAAACACUAGUCAAGAAACAAUAGUUACAUCUGAGACCUCUCUCCCUGGUAAUGUUGCUGUCACUAACUUCAUUGAUAUGCCGCACCUGGAAACUGACGACCUCAACCCGGAUGACCCAUCUGAAAUGCUUCAAGACAAUUUAAUAGACAGCUCUCAAAGAGAGGCCAUGGAGCAAGAGGCUGGUGAAAAGUUGAAAAUUAUUGAAUGCGAAGAUAAGGUGCUAAAUAAAGACAAAGGAAGCAAUGAAGAAAGGGAAACUGCAACAACUGUAAACAAUGAGCCACUGCGAAGAACUUGUAGAAGAGUGAAGUUGACAGAAAAAGGAAAAGAAGUCAUCAAGACAAGCUGUGCUACGUCAGAGAGAGUCUGUGAACUGUGUCAAGCAUCGUUUCCUCGUACUAAAGAAUACUUUGUGCAUAUGCGGGAACAUUUUCCAGGUCCACCACACUGCUGUGACAUCUGUGAUGCAUCUUUCAAGCGCAUUUACCACCUGCUGGACCACCGAGUCAUUCACCAGGAAACCAAAACCCACAAGUGUCCACACUGCUCAUUUAGUUCACACAAGAAGUUCAAUUUGACUGAACACUUAACCCAACAUUCUAAAAUUAGGAAAUACAAAUGCAAGAUCUGUGGGGAUCUCUUCACUCGAAUACAAAAAUUACGAGUACACGAAACUAAGCACACUACAGAGCGUCCAUUCUUAUGUGAAACGUGUGGAUGGUCAGGAAAAACUAAAAAUGCUCUCAUAGUUCACACAAAGUUUCAUACAGGUGAGCUGCUCAGAUGCCAGUUCCCAAAGUGCACUUAUGCAACUGCUAAGAAGUCUCACCUCAAGGAACACAUGCAGCACCACUCCAACAGCCGCCAGUUUACUUGUGAUGUCUGUAGUCACAGUUUCAUCACUAACAGUCAUCUUCGAAGGCACCUGAUGUUACACCUUCCAGAGAAGCCUUUAAAGUGUCCACAAUGUGAUUACUGUUCACUAAGGCAGGACCGUUUAAAGAUUCACAUAAAGAACAAACACACUAAGAAGGAAUUAGCCAAAACAUCAACACGUAAGCGGCAAAGCAAAAAGAAAUGUUUGGAUGUUGCCGGUGCCAACAAAACUUCCACAGAGGUUGCAAAUGUCAUUUCACCACAUAUUGAGUGUUCACAGGCAGACAUAUUUUCAGACCUGGAGAAUACGAAUGUCUCUCUUGAGCCACAGUUGCCAGGUACUCCUCCUCCAACUACACUGUCCGAGUACCCACCAAGUCCAACAUACACCUUCCAGACUCAGUCGGCUCCAGAUGACCCACUUAUGAUUGUUCCUGAUAUGAGCUCUGUCACUCAGGGAUUCACCCCUCUCCCUCAAGCCUCUCCGCUUCACCGUGACCUUGGGCCAAGCCUCAAUUAUGAUGGGAGUUACCAUAGUCCGCAGUACCAGACAUCUUCACACUUCGCACCACUCUCCCCUACACAUGCCACAUUGUCAUACACAAAUGGACAUCACCAUGAAGAGAGUCCCUUAAAUUUUGCUGCUUAUAUGAAAUAUGAAUGAAAGGAGUUGCUGUAAAUAAUUUUAAAAACCAAAUAAUCUCUCAGUAUUCAAUUUAACUAAUAAAUGUUAAAUAUUUUGUAACAAUGCAGAGCCUGGGUCCAUCCAGAACACUGCCAACACUGCAGGCUCUAAUUAACUGUAAUCCCCACUGUAACACAGACUUUUGCAAAUGGUCUUCCACAUAGUUUAUGAGUGAGAAGGAAAUGGUUCCUCAUUCCAUCACUAAAUGACCUAAUGUUGUAUACAGUGCUUGCUGCCUUCUAGUGGCAGCAGGAAGUAAAGGUUAGUGGUACUAACUAAUGCAGUAGUUAACAAAGUGAUAAUUGGCAUUCUUUGCUAAUCAAAACCUCACUUGCAGCAGAAUAGUUUCUUAAUAAUUUUUUUGUCUUAUAGCAAGCAUUUGUUCAGUGGUAGAUUGAGAAAUCCCAAUGGUUUCCAUUUCCUAAGUUAUGUAACAAAAGCAUUUGCAAGGAUACUUGUUAUGGUGGGGGUAAAUCAACAAAGCCUGGCUUAUCUGACACUGAACUGGGUAGACCAUUGACUCUGGCUCAGGGAGCAAUUGAGUAGCCUCAGCACGAUCUGGCUAUUUUCCCAAACUGUAGAAUCAUCUACAUGGAAAUUACUCUGUGGAGAAUGCAAAGGUGGUUGGUGGAUAUGUGAGUAAAUUCUUAAGUAAAGUAAGCUGUUGUUCCAGGAAGAAAUCAUACUGCUCCAGAAUGAGACUGCACAAUGCGUCACAUACUGUACCCUUUUAACAACUCGUCAGGUAUGAUUUCAACACCUGUUUACACUUCUCACUAACCCAGGCUGUGAUGUAGUAUAUAGCUCCAAGAUGUAUUCUUCUGAUAGAUGUGUUGAAGCCUUAGGAUAAUUGAAAGUUGCAGGUAAAAAAGGGGAGGAGACUAUAUGAAAAUAUUUAAUGUGUUUUCCGCAUAUGAGGCCCAGAACUUAUUUUAGCCUUCUGAAAACCCCCCAAAAUCAUACCAGUCAUCUAGCAGCAAGAACAAUUUGUCUUUGUUGCUCAUUCUGAUGAUUCAUUUGUAAUGAAAAUAUCCAUAGUUCAUUUCCAAAGAUUGAGGUUUGUAAUUUAUGUCAAUCAAGAUGUAAAAUUUUACUAUUAGUAUAAAUUAAACAGAAGUUGAUUCAGUUGUAAAAAAAAAGAAACUUGGUAAGACUUAUGAUACAUGUUAUGGGAGCAUCAGCAAACCAUGCUGUUACUGUACCUGACGUUAUUCUUAGUGUACUUGUACAGCUAUUGUUUAUAUGUAAACUAUUAUUUAUAUUUACUAUUUUCAAUGUGCCAAAGCUAACCUAUUCUCUAUGGCUGUGAUCAUUUUUAUACCAAAAUUUGUAUUAUUACAUACACAUACAUACAUAUAUACAUACAUACAUAUACACACAUAUACACACACACACACACACGUACGUCACCAGUGGAGUCCCACAGGGUUCAGUCCUUGGA
This is a messenger RNA of Procambarus clarkii (red swamp crayfish), 6383 nucleotides long. RefSeq lists its product as uncharacterized. Lineage: Eukaryota; Metazoa; Arthropoda; Malacostraca; Decapoda; Cambaridae. Gene Ontology annotation, molecular function: protein binding; DNA-binding transcription factor activity, RNA polymerase II-specific. Gene Ontology annotation, cellular component: nucleus. Gene Ontology annotation, biological process: regulation of transcription by RNA polymerase II. The record is from RefSeq and is a predicted model, not a curated record.